Molecule: messenger RNA, 1864 nt
Organism: Coregonus clupeaformis (lake whitefish)
Lineage: Eukaryota; Metazoa; Chordata; Actinopteri; Salmoniformes; Salmonidae
Gene: zmynd19
Product: zinc finger, MYND-type containing 19
Exons: 6
Coding region: 226-909 (227 amino acids)
Source: RefSeq, a predicted model, not a curated record
AUUCUUAGUGGUUGAAAAAUGUUUAGCUUCUUCGUACCCUCCCCAAAAUCUUGCCUGGCUUUCUUCUACGCCAGCGGUGUGGGGAGGACCAGAUUCGGGCAUCGAUUGACCCUAUUUAACCGAACUGGCAGUAAGUCGGUUCUGGGGGGUCGCCCUGACGACUUUUAAACGAGUAGAUCGCCUCACCUGUUUUUACAUUUCGCCCCUUGAUCGACCGCACUUCCAAUGUCGGAUUUCAAGCUCGGGAUUGUUCGACUUGGCCGUGUGGCCGGGAAGACAAAGUACACACUUAUCGAUGAACAGGACAUACCAUUGGUGGAGAACUAUGCUUUCGAGGCACGCAUGGAGGUAGAUGCAGACGGAAAUGGGGCAAAGAUCUUUGCUUAUGCCUUCGACAUUGGCAAAGGGCGCUGGGCUGGCAGGCCACUGCACGAGCUGCUCUGGGAGAAACACAGAGGAGGCAUUGCUCCCAGCUUCCAAGUAGUCCACAUAAACUCUGUAACAGUCGAUAACCGUCUGGACAACCUGCGACUGGUCCCUGUGGGUUGGAGCCCCAAACCAGAGGAAAUCUCCAGCAAGCAAAGAGAGCAGUCUCUGUACUGGCUGGCCAUCCAGCAGGUACCAGCUGACCCCGUAGAGGAGCAGUACCUGGAGCUCAGUCGUACCCGCUACUACAACGCUAACGGAGAGCUGGUGGAGGAGGAGGAGUGCUCCUGUACUUACUACGAGUGUCACUACCCACCCUGCUCGCUCAUCGAGAGGAGACUUAGAGAGUUCAACAUCUGUGGCCGCUGUCAGGUGGCUCGCUACUGUGGCUCCCAAUGCCAGCAGAGGGAUUGGCCAGCCCACAAGAAGCAGUGCCGUGAGCGCAAGAGGGUCCUAGCCCUGGAGUCUGAACCUGAGCGAUGAUCUCUGGAUCAACCACCAGGAUUGGGGAAUUGGGGGAAGAUUGGGAAUGAAGUGCAAAGGAAAAAAAUCUUCUGACAGAGACUAAUGACAGAGGAUAAUGUUGGUUGGUUGAUAGGGUGGGAAGAGAAAAAUAAAAUAAAAUAAAAAUCCCUACAACCAUUUCAUAGAACUGACAAAUCUCCAUAACUUGCUUUUUUUUGGAGAGGGAGAUCCUCCUGAAGCUCUACCUGCUGCUAUGGAUUUGUAUGUUUGAGUAAGAAGAGGUCACACAGAUGAAACUGUCCGUUCUUCUUUUGGACUGCAAUUGAUUAGUUGUCAUCAGCUUUCUCCUUACUCACAGGAAUAUAAGGACGACAGUGCCUGCUGUUCACCUGGUACAAUGGGACAUGGACCUUUUCACUGUACUACUACUCCCUCUUGGAACUUUGGUGCACAUACUCAGCCACCUCCCUGUCAUGCUCCAAGACCAACAUACAUCAGAUAGAUUUACUGUGCUGUUUCACACUAGCAGUAUUGUGUGUGCUGCCAUUAUGGACUGAAGGAUAUAGAUGAAGUGGUGAACAUUGGGGGGAGGGUGCUUUUGUUCUGUGUAUUAUUAUUAUUUUAUCCCGUUGUUUUUGGGAAGGGGUGAGAAGGGGUUAUUGAUUUUUGAACUUGAUCACUUGUAGAGGCAUUGUUACUUUCCUGUGUUGAACAUCCCAGAAUUAAUCUGUCUCUUGAUGCGAUCGGUUCUGUUGCUGUUCCAGAUGCUCACAAACACAGUUCCUGUCGCUAACAUUUGAGGGAUGUCCUGGGAACAACUUGAAAACCCAGGUUGGCCAUUGGACAGGCUGUCAGUUUGUUCUUGGGAUUGUAUGAAAUGGCCCGAAUUCGUUUUGUUUUCUACACGUCAGUCAUUAAAGAGAUAUCGGUUCUAUGUCCAAGUGAUCGUAGAUUAAAUAAUACAUUUUCCAGA